AUGUCGAUAAAUAGCGUCAGCGUCGCGCCCUUCUCGCUCCCCCCGACUCUCGGAAACGGAAGCAGCAGCACUACUAGCAUCGUCGCCGUCGCAGAAGACAUGAAGGCCUCGCAAUACCUACUCACACCGCUGUGCGCGCUGGCCCCCGGGCUGGGCCGAUGCGCCGCCGCAGCGACGUCAUCCGCCUCCGCCGACGGGGAGAAGUGCAGCAGCCUCGUCGACCGGCUGCAGCUGGACAACACGACGGUGUACUCGACGAGCUUCAUCCCGGCGGGUACCAACCUGUCUCUGGCGGAGAACGAUCCGACGUGCGGCCCGAGCUCGCAGCUCGUGCGUUCGGACAUUUGCCGGGUGACGAUGCUCAUCACGACCAGCCCGAGCAGCAACAUCUCGUUCGAAGCCUGGCUCCCGCUCGACUGGAGCGGACGCUUCCUCGGCACCGGCAACGGCGGUCUGAACGGGUGCAUCCACUACGACCACCUCGACUACGGCUCCCUGCACGGCUUCGCCACCGUGGGCACCAACAACGGGCACAACGGCACGUCCGGCCGGCCCUUCUACGAGAACCCGGGCGUGCUGGAGGACUACGUCUACCGCUCGAUCCACCUCGAGGCCGAGCUGGGCAAGCAGAUCGCGCGGCAGUUCUACGGCAGGGAGCACACCAAGUCGUACUACCUCGGCUGCUCGACGGGCGGUAGGCAGGGGUUCAAGUCGGCGCACGACUUUCCCUCCGACUUUGACGGCAUCGUCGCCGGCGCGCCCGCCUUCAACCUCAACGCCCUCAUGUACUGGACCGGCCAGAUGUUCAUCAAGACGGGGUCGACCGACUCGCCGCGCUUCCUCGACUCGGCGGCCUGGGACCUCGUGUACGCCGACAUCCUGGAGCAGUGCGACGGCCUCGACGGUCUCGAGGACGGGAUACUCGAGGACCCGGACCUGUGCCAGUACCGUCCGGAGAAUCUCCUCUGCGGGUCCGGCCGGUCGUCCGGCUGCCUGACGGGCGAGCAGGCCGAGACCGUCCGCGCCAUCUUCUCCCCCGUCUACGGCGCCGACGGCGAGCUGGUGUACCCGCGCUUCCAGCCGGGCGCCAACUCCACGGCCGGGCUGUUCGCCGGCGCGCCUCACCCUUACCCGACCGACUGGUUCCGGUACGUCGUGUACGGCGACGAGACGUGGGACCCCGCCACCCUCAACGUCCAGGAUUGGGUCGCCGCCGACGAGCUCAACCCCUUCAACUCGGCCACCUGGGAGGGCGACCUGUCGGCCGCCAGGGACGCCGGCACCAAGAUCCUGCACUACCACGGCCUGCAGGACCCCGCCAUCAGCAGCGACAACUCGGCCCGCUACUACGACUACGUCUCCCGCACCAUGGACGCCUCCUCCGACGACCUCGACGGCUUCUACCGCUACUUCCGCAUCUCCGGCCUGGGGCACUGCAACAGCGGGAGCGGCGCCAACCUCAUCGGCGCCGACCAGGAUACCUAUGCCACCUACGACCCCGACGCCAACGUCUUGGCCGCCGUGGUCCGGUGGGUCGAGGACGGCGUUGCUCCCGAUCAUAUCCUCGGUAGCCGCAAGACGGCGGCUGGGAAGACGGAUAUCAGCAGGAGGCACUGUCGGUACCCGAGGCGGAACAGGUACAAGGGCGAGGGAGACCCGGCGGUCCCGGACAGCUGGGAGUGUGUUUUCUAG
Messenger RNA from Geosmithia morbida, 1692 nucleotides. Its product is annotated as feruloyl esterase. The transcript has a single exon. NCBI's taxonomy places the organism in Eukaryota, Fungi, Ascomycota, Sordariomycetes, Hypocreales, Bionectriaceae. The record is from RefSeq and is a predicted model, not a curated record. The coding region runs from base 1 to 1692 and encodes 563 amino acids.